Molecule: messenger RNA, 811 nt
Organism: Rhodofomes roseus
Lineage: Eukaryota; Fungi; Basidiomycota; Agaricomycetes; Polyporales; Fomitopsidaceae
Product: U1 small nuclear ribonucleoprotein C
Exons: 6
Coding region: 79-675 (198 amino acids)
Biological process (GO): mRNA splicing, via spliceosome; spliceosomal snRNP assembly; mRNA 5'-splice site recognition
Cellular component (GO): U1 snRNP; nucleus
Molecular function (GO): zinc ion binding; pre-mRNA 5'-splice site binding
Source: RefSeq, a predicted model, not a curated record
CCGCUGCGAGCGCCGUAGAUUCGUCGGGCGUCCCACACACUUUGCUUGACCGCGACGCUCACGUCUUGAAGAUAGGAAAUGCCGAAACACUACUGUGACUACUGUGAUGUCUUCUUGACCCAUGACUCGGCCUCUGUGCGCAAAGCGCACAAUAGUGGUCGGAACCAUCUCGCAAAUGUUAGGGACUACUAUGCAUCACUCGGCCAUGACAAGGCGCAGAGCAUCAUCGACCAGAUCACUGCAUCGUACGAAUCCAGUGGCGGACCUCCUCCCGGUGGGUUCGGCUUCGGUCCCCAGCAUCUAGCACCCCCCGGGCCCUUUGGUGGGCCUCCGAUGGGAUUCGGAGGCCCUGGAUUCGGAGGUCCCCCUGGCAUGCGCCCUCCCUUCCCGCCACCUGGUAUGAUGGGUCCUCCAGGUGCGCCCCCUUUCCCGCCGAAUGGUCAGAUGCCUCCUCCUGGUAUGGGUCCUCCAGGUAUGCCGCCUCCAGGUAUGCCACCGUUCCCGCCAAAUGGUGCGGGUGGCGCCCCGCCAUUCCCUCCUAACGGGCCGCCCGGUCAAUUCAACAACUCACCAAACGGACCGCCUAAUGGUGCGCCUCCUUUACAAGGCCCACAGAAUGGUGGUCUGCCCCCCGGCGCCAUUCAUCCUGACAGGCUGAGGAUGAUGGGACAGUGAGACGCCCAAGCACUUCUGUCUAUGUUGCAUGUACAUACUUCCCAUAACGCUUCGGUAUGUUUCGCUAGGUCGUUGUCUUUGUUAUGUGAACACGCUGCUCGUUACUCCAUGACAUGUAUUCUCCAAUACAAAGACU